This is a messenger RNA of Stegastes partitus (bicolor damselfish), 1945 nucleotides long. It is a transcript of the gene gpr34a, whose product is annotated as G protein-coupled receptor 34a. The transcript is spliced from 3 exons. Lineage: Eukaryota; Metazoa; Chordata; Actinopteri; Pomacentridae. The record is from RefSeq and is a predicted model, not a curated record. Gene Ontology annotation, molecular function: G protein-coupled purinergic nucleotide receptor activity. Gene Ontology annotation, cellular component: membrane. Gene Ontology annotation, biological process: G protein-coupled receptor signaling pathway. The coding region runs from base 470 to 1786 and encodes 438 amino acids.
CUUCUCGUAAUGGGAGAAUUGAGGGGCGUGGAGGAUGUUGACUGAGGUGGUGCAAAAUUCAAGAGACAAGAGAGAGAGAGAACGAGGAAACAAGAGGCUGAGACGAGAGGACUGGCAGACGAAACUGUCAUAUCUGUGAGAGGGAGAGAAGAGUGGAGAGGCUAAGAAAAAGCUUCUCUGUGAAGAAAUUAAAGCGAGGACAAGGACUGAUACAGAGGAGGACUGAAGGCAAGCUGAGAACAGAAAGCUGAGAAGAGGACUGGGAGGAGCAGACGUGGUGAAAAAGAUGUGAAAAAAGACGAGUCUGCAGGAGUUAUGACUCAUUCCCAGACUUCAUAGAAAGGUCAUUUUUUAAAGAAACAGCUUCCUGCUUAAGAAGUUUGAUGGGGGAAAACGCUCUGGACUACUGUGCGCUCACACCUCUCUGUACAUUCCAACAUAUUUAAACUGCAGCUGUGCUGAAUCUCCUAUGGAAGGAGUGUCGAUGGUUAACACCCCCUCAUACACAAUGACCACGUCCUACUCUGCCUCCUCUUUCACACCAACUCUUUCAGCUUCAGCAUUGUCUAACUCCUCGUUGUCCAGCUCUGCUUCAUCCCUCUCUGUCUCAAUGUCAUCCCUCUUGUCGGCCAACUCUUCUCCUCCCUCCUCGACAGACCAGAAUGUGUGUUCAUUUGAUGACUCGGCUCUCCGUGUGCCGCUGGCAAUCUUCUACUCCCUCUUUUUCAUCUUUGGGCUUGUGGGUAACCUCUUUGCACUGUGGGUCUUCCUCUUCCUACAUUCAAGCCGCAACUCAGUGAGGGUGUUCCUCAUCAACUGUGCUGUGGCUGAUCUGGUCCUGCUGGCAUGUCUGCCCUUCAGGGUGUUCUUCCAUGUUAACGGAAACAAGUGGGUCCUGGGAUCUGUGGCCUGCAAGUUGGUGGGGAAUUUAUUUUACAUGAACAUGUACAUCAGUAUCACAUUACUGGGCUUCAUCAGCCUGGACAGAUACUUGAGGCUGAGGGGGAAAGGCAGAGCACGGAGAGGCAUGAGGAUGAGGCUGUGGGGGCGCAGCCAGCCAUGCAGCUGGGUGGCGUGCGGCGCUUUGUGGGGUCUGUCACUGAUGGCGCUGGUGCCGAUGAUCGCCACAGCAGAGGACAAAGAGCAGAGUGACACAUGCUUCCAGUUCAAGCAGCGACUCGCAGCCAAAGGGAAAGCCUACUUCAACGGCGUCCUGGUGCUGUUGUUCUGGCUUGUCUUCAUCAUGCUGGUCGUCUCCUACUACAAGAUCGCCUCCCAGUUGCUGCGGGUGUCCAAGGACAAGCCGGACCUCCCCAACGCACAGAGAUAUGAACGAACCGCCAAGAAGUCCUUCUUUGUCCUCUUUCUUUUCACCGUCUGUUUCGGGCCCUACCACGCCUUCCGCCCCUUCUACAUCUACGCCCAACUCAGCAACACAGUAUCGUGUGACUACCUGCACAUGGUGGACCGCACCAACGAGGUGAUGCUGUUAUUCUCCGCCUUUAACAGCUGUUUGGAUCCCAUCAUGUACUUGCUGUUAUCUGGCUCUGUGCGGAAAACCGCCCUGCGAGCGCUUGGACACCGAUUAGGCGCCCGGUUUCACUUCCUCAAUGACGCGACAUCCAACAGCUCUACGACGGAGUUCAGACGACCAUCCAUGCCGAGGAUUGGACCUGACCCGCACAUCAACACCCCUUCUCUCACCCCCAGAACCAGCAUCUGUGUCAUCAGCUCCAACAUUCACCGCACAGGACUGACUAGGCUUCCACCUACUGGACAACAGUGAUCACAAAUCGUGUCUGACUGUCAAGCAAGCAUGAACACUGGAAAACUAAAUACCUGACAUUUAAAGUGGACUGGUUGACUGAUUGUCUGUCAAGCUGAGCAAAGUAUUUCUACAUAUUCAAAUAUCUUGUAUUAAAAAUCAAACCCAUAUGUUUUUUAA